Molecule: messenger RNA, 879 nt
Organism: Microthlaspi erraticum
Lineage: Eukaryota; Viridiplantae; Streptophyta; Magnoliopsida; Brassicales; Brassicaceae
Source: the annotation of a GenBank genome assembly
AUGGCUGAGAGGUUACCAAUUAUUUUCCUCCUUGCUUCAUACUUGUUCGUAUCGGGAGUUCUGUCCAAAAGUAUCCUUACCAUAGAGAACAAAUGUAAUUACACAGUUUGGCCAGUUAUCUACUCAUGGCAAUCACAGCUCUCCACCACCGGCUUCACUCUCAGGACAGGGGAGACGCGUACCCUACAGGCUCCAUCUUCAUGGUACGGUCUUAUCUCUGGUCGGACGCUCUGCUCAAACGACUCAACAGGAAACUUAUCGUGCGUCACGGGAGACUGUGAAUCCGGCAAGAUCGAGUGUCCCGGCAGAUACGGUUGGUCGAAGGUGACUUAUGUCUACUUUAGAAUCGAUUACGGUGGUAUUAACAGCCACUUCAUCAGUCUCGAGUACGGUUACAACCUUCCAAUAAUGGUGGUCCCGUCACAGAGUAGCCCGACAUGUUUUAGCUCGGGUUGUAUGGUUGACUUGAAUAGUACGUGUCCGGAUGACCUUAAGCUAUUUGGCGGGGGAGAUCAAAUCGGCUGCAGUAGCGCAUGCCGACAGAAUAAGACCCCGGAGAAUUGUUGCACCAAUUACUUUCAGUCAAAGCAAAAUUGCAAGCCGACGAUGUACUCGCAGAACUUCGAGCGAGCUUGUCCACACGCUUAUACCUAUCCGUACGGUGAUAAUAACAGCACCUUCACAUGCACAAAUUCGACUAACUACGUCAUCACUUUUUGCCCUUCCUCCAUUCCAAACACCACCAGCAUAAAACAGACGGGUCUAGGAUUCAGAGCCAUUGAGGAUUUUAACAUGGCAUUGCUAGCCAAGCAACUAUGGCGUCUGAUUGAUUACAUGGAAUCUCUAUUCUCAAAAGUGUUCAAAGGAAGAUAUUUCUGA